AUUUGUUGAGGUGUGAGCUCUAGAGUCUGCUUUGAAGUGUGAGCUUGACGCUGACGUUUCACCGUAGGCUUUCAUGCAAAGUUUCUACGUUCAAGAAAAUGUUGAAAAAUCGUCGUGGCUCUGUCGCGCGCAAUUUUUAAAAUGUCAGCAUUGUUUUUGCUGUGCGGUGGACGAUGCGCUAACUAAACUGGGGAUAACCUGCCCAUCUUGCGCUGUCAACAAAGAACGGCUUGACGGCGACGAAGACUGACAAUGAGUUACCCCUGGAGCUACACGCAGCCGGUGGAGCAGUACGGCGGUUGUAGUUACAACAACAACUCCAACAACAACUGCCCCGGCUAUGACCGGUACAACCGCUGGAGCUGCGAUCACAGCGGCUUUGACCAAGGCAACGGCGGGUGGGAGGUUGUCGAAGAGGAGGCCAGCUACUACCCGCAGGAGCAGCGUCCGCGCCCCGCCCGCCCCCGCCAGCCCCAGAGGAAUGCCGGGCAACCCUCGCUGCCCAGGAGGCAGCACAGGGAGUGCCUGGAACACCUGGACCACCCCGCCGGCCCGCUCCAGCGCCUCCAGCACCAGGAGUCGUGGCACCUGCAGCAGCCCGCCGACGGCGUGCCCUCCUGCCCCCGCUCCAACUCGUCCACCCCGGUCAUGGACGAGAACGACGACGAUGACGUGGUGGUGCUCGACGCGGACGGGAUGCCGUGCUCGGACUGGCCGACGGUGCCGCCCCAGGACAUCCUGGAGCUGAUCCCGCCCCCGCCCCCGCUGCGCAACCUGGUGCCCUGCUCGCCGCAGAAGCCCGUCGUCGCCAGGCCACCUCCCCCCGCACGGCCGCGGCCGCGGCGCCCGCCCGUGACGGUGACCUCCCGGACCAAGAGGGCUGCUGCCGCCGCGUUCGCGGCCCGGUCUGCGCAGCGCACGUCCUCCGCCAGGGUCUGCGUCUCCACCCCCAGCCGGGCGCAGGUGGGUCCAGGGUCGGGGGGUGUCCUUGUGCUCACCGGGUGCGUCCUCUCGGCAGCCGCGGGAUGCAGUGACCUGCACCUCAAUCAGGCACCCCUAGGUCGGGUGGUUGCAUCCGCACGCAUCCGAGGUCUACCUGGUUACGAUUUGGUGGGGCCGCCGAUAAAAAUGUAG
This is a messenger RNA of Frankliniella occidentalis (western flower thrips), 1134 nucleotides long. RefSeq lists its product as uncharacterized. The transcript is spliced from 2 exons. Bases 253 to 1134 code for a protein of 293 amino acids. NCBI's taxonomy places the organism in Eukaryota, Metazoa, Arthropoda, Insecta, Thysanoptera, Thripidae. The record is from RefSeq and is a predicted model, not a curated record.